Messenger RNA from Tremella mesenterica DSM 1558, 1644 nucleotides. RefSeq lists its product as uncharacterized. The record is from RefSeq and is a predicted model, not a curated record. The transcript has 2 exons. The coding region runs from base 1 to 1644 and encodes 547 amino acids. NCBI's taxonomy places the organism in Eukaryota, Fungi, Basidiomycota, Tremellomycetes, Tremellales, Tremellaceae.
AUGUUGAUAAGAGAAAUACAACCACCUUCUAGGACGUUGACGAAACAUCAAUUAUUACUCUUAACACCAUUCGGACAACCUAUUCCUUCUUAUCCAAAUCGACCAUCCUCAUCUUCUCAAUUAUAUCAUUCAUCUCAUCUUUCUGCCCCUCCUGGUUCAUCCCAUUCACCUGGAUUAUCUGAAUCAUCUGAAUCAGUUCAUCCUUCUCAUCUCCAUUUACCAACAACAGUUUUGAAUGCAUCACGAUCUUUGGGGGGAAGUCAAAUGAAAAGAGAUACGAAUCGAAAUUUCAUCGAUCCUACACUUAUACAAGUUCCGAGUUCAACAAUCUCCAAGAAAUUCCCAGAAACCUCUUCGAAAUUCAAUCAGCAAAUGUCUCGAACAUCAUCAAUGAGAAAGGGUCUAUCGACUUCAUCAGAAUACGAAGAACUUCAAUCUUUCCAGUUUACUCCGAUGGAAGAAGAGGAAGAUUCAUCAGAACAAGAGGGAAAACAACCUUCUCACAUUACUUCGAUGGACCAAAGGGACCAUAUGGGGAUAUCAUCUGGAUAUACCAUAACAGGAGAGAAGAUGGAAAUACACGAAGAAAUGGAAGAACCAGAUGAAAAAGAAACCACUACUGGAAAAAAGUAUAUGGCAGUACCUAUGAUGAGAUCUACAAGUUUACCUUUAUUAACAUUGGAAGAAAUGAACGUUUUGGAUCAAAAAGAUGGAGAAUUAGGUAUUGCCAGAGGAUCUGGUUGGGCUUGGGUAUCUGAUUUUGAAGUUGAUAAGUUUGAAAAGGGUUCUGACCAACUAUCUCCCUUCAAUCACAACAUUUCCACUUCUCAACCAAUAUUCAAAAACCCUUUCGAUCCAACUUCCCCACUUUCCCCAACUCUUCCAACUCUUUUCCCUCCUAAAUCAACAAUACAGGGAUAUCAUUAUCAUCCACCUACCACACGUAGACAAUCUGCUACUCCUCUUCCACCAUCUCAUCUUUCCCAAGUAGCACAAUCAGUUGCUAGACGUCCUUCUGCUCUCGUACCACGUUUACCGGCGACUUCGUUAUUAUCAGGUGGAAUGUUGAGUCGUAAUAUUUCCACUAUCCCAAUUGUUCCUACUGGUUCUGUCAUUUCUACAGGUUCCACUAUACCUACUAUUUUCCUCUCUACAUACCCGGAAGAAAAAUCCAACGUUGGGAUGAGACCAAGAUUAUUGAGAUAUAAAACUUCACCUGCUAGAGUACAUGGUAUGAAUGAGAAAAUCGCCGAAUCUCAGGAAACCACCUUGCCAAUAGAAAGUUCGUCUGGGUAUAUGAAAUUGGAAUCAAAAGUACGAUCCGAAGAGAGAGGUUUGACGUUGGAAUCACCUUCUGAUGUAAAAGGUGGAAAGUCAAACCGAUCAACCGAAGAAAAAGAUAUAAAGUUUAAAGUAUCUCCCGAUGAGAGAUUCAGUAGAUCUUCGAUCCAAAGAGGAGAAUGGACAUCAAUGGAAGUUUUAGAAUUUGACAGGUCAAAUUUCCAUUCUGAUUUAUCUCCUAGACCUUCGAUAACGGAACAAUCAGUCCCCACUUCCUCUGUAUGUGGAGGGAUUUCUGAAGAAGGGACGUCAAAUUGGUCAAAUACAUCACAUUCUUCACUUUGUCCUCAGGAUCUUAAUUGA